Caenorhabditis angaria is the source of this 5342-nucleotide messenger RNA. Lineage: Eukaryota; Metazoa; Nematoda; Chromadorea; Rhabditida; Rhabditidae. The record is from the annotation of a GenBank genome assembly.
AUGGGUAUUAUGCUAUUCAAUUCAAAAUAUAAUCAAUAUAUUCUAAUAAUAUGCUUAUUUUUCUUCUUGAAUGUAUAUUUGCUUUACAAUUCUGCAUCAACUCCCGAAGUUCAUAAUAAAAAGGUAAUUUUAUGCACAAUAAGUAUUUGAAUAAAUUAUUUAAUUUUUACAGGAUGUUGUUGCUCAUGUUGAUAAAAAAGGAAAACUUCACGAUAGUUCUUUGAAUGUUGGAAAAUGUGAAAUAUCAGAUGAAUUGGCACUUUCAGCUUUGAAAAGAGUUAAAUCAGAUGUUUGUCGAAAGAAAAUUGAAGAAGCUGCUUGUGCAAUCAAAGAAGGGACAUAUCAUGAUAAAUUUCCUGAAUCACAAUGUCCAAACCAUGACCAUCUAAUUAUUGAUUUUUCGCUCGGAUGUUACGCAGAUUCAAAAAGUUCACGAGUUCUAAAAGAUUUCACAUAUAAAUUCCCCAACGGAAAUUCAAGAGAUUUAUGUCGAAAACAUUGUUAUCGAGCUGGAUUUCUUUUAUAUGGUUUAGAAUAUAAAGAAGAAUGUUUUUGUGGAAAUCAGAUAUUUGAUAAUGCUACAAAAAUUGAGGAAAAAGAAUGUGAAAUGUAUAAAUGUCCUGGAAAUUCUGAAGAAUAUUGUGGUGGUUUUAAUGCUGUUUGGAUUGCAAGAACUGGUCUAAAAAGUUAGUUUUUUUUGAAAAUGCAUAUGAUUUCAAAUAGUUGGGUGAAACGCAGAACAGGCCCCCACCCAUAUCAUUUUAUGCCCCCGAUUCGGAACUAUGUUACAGGCCCCCGCGCGGUAUUUUCAAAAAACAAAAAUUUAUGGAAAAAAUAACGAAACAAAAUGUUUUUUUUGACCUACCCGCGAAAAAGAAAGCUGCACGUAGCAAAUUUUUGUUCAGAAAAAUUAGCAAAAAACUAAUCAUUCCGAUUUUUAAUUAAUUUUUUUCAUUGUGGGGACCUCAUCUAAGACAAAUUUUUUAGGUGGGGGUCUCAACUAAGACAAUUUUUCAAAAUGGGGGCCUGAACUAAGACGAUUUUGGGGGCCUGAAACAGAGUUCCGAAUUGGGGGCAUAAAAUGAUAUGGGUGGGGUGCUGAUCUAAGAUUUAACCUGAGACCGUAGAUGAGGCCCCCUCACUCAUUAAAAUUAUCUUAGAUGAGGCCCCCACAGUUAGUUGAGCCCCCCACUGAAUAAUAGACCCCCACCCAAAAUGAAGACCCCAAAAUAUUAUUUUUUCACUGGGUGGGUCCAAAGUGGGGGCUUCUCCUGGGAUGUGGGGACCUGAAUUGGGGUGGGGGCCUGUUCUGCGUUUUACCCCAAAUAGUUUUUUUCAGAAACAGUAAUUCCUCUCAAACCAAAAUUCGUCGAAAAAUCCGAAUCGUCUAAUAAACAACAAAAGAUUUUAUAUUUAUUGCAAUUAAAUGGUCGAAAUGAGCGACAAGUUAUUCGAUUUCUCAAAACAAUUUAUUCAAAUCAACAUCAUUAUGUAAUUCAUGUUGAUAAACGACAAAAUUAUAUGCAUUCGGAAAUGUUGAAAAUAGCCGAAAGAUUUGAAAAUAUUCGAGUUACUGAAAAUCGUUUUAGUACAAUUUGGGGAGGAGCAUCGCUUCUUCAAAUGUUUUUACAAGUUGUCAAAGAUAAUUUGGGUUUGGAAUGGGAUUAUAUUGUCAAUUUCUCUGAGUCUGAUUUUCCUGUUCUACCAAUUGAAGAUUUUGAAAAUUUGAUUGAUUCGUAAGUUUCGAGUUCUAGAAGUUCUUAAUUAUAUAUCCGAAUUUCAGACAUGUUGGUUAUUCUUAUUUGGCAUCUCAUGGUUAUAAUACUGCCCGCUUUUUGCAAAAACAAGGUUUCGAAUUCGUGUUUCUUGAAUGUGAAGAAAGAAUGUGGCGAAUUGGAAAAAGAGAUUUCCCAGCAAAUAUAAGAAUUGAUGGAGGAUCUGAUUGGGUUGGAAUUCAUCGAGAAUUGGCUGAAUAUUCAAUAUCUGAAACAGAAGAAAUUCCGAUAAAAUUGAGAAGAUUAUUUGAAAGUAUUCUACUUCCACUUGAAAGUUUUUAUCAUACAUUAUCAUUCAAUUCAAAGUUUUGUGAUCGAAUUAUGUCAAGUAAUUUGAGAUUAACAAAUUGGUAUAGAAAACAAGGAUGUAGAUGUGCUGGAUUGAAAAAAGUUGUUGAUUGGUGUGGAUGUUCGCCAUUAGUUUUUAGAAAAGAAACUGUUUCGAAACUCGAAAUCGAGGUUUGUUAGAUAAUGUUUUUUUGUAAAAAAAAAUUUGUCUAUUUUCAGAAAGUAAAAUUGAAACCUUCAUAUUUUGCUCGUAAAUUUGACAGUAUUAUAAAUAUUGAUGCAAUUAGUUUAGCUGAAUCUCAAUCUGUUCCAAAUUCAAUUGAUAUUCAACAUCCCUCAUAUAAUUCUUCAUUUUCAAAUGUUUAUAAAAAAGAUAUCGAUGGAGAAUGUAUGUUUAUUCAUUUUUAUUCCAAUUUUCAAUUUUUUUCAGCUGUCCAUAUUGAAAAUUUUGCAAAAUCUAUUCUAAAGUUAUCUGGAAUUUUAGAAAGUUUUGAAGAAUUGACAAGAAUUGAUGUUUUUCGAGCUCAUUCAACUGCUCCUAUACAAAUUGUAGUCACUUUAAAAGUAAGCUAGCACCUAUUUUUAUCAAAAAAAUAAGAAAAAACAUUCAGACACUUUCUGGAAAGUUAGUUCAAUUUUUGGUGGAUCGAGUCCGACAUAUAGAAAUCUUCAAACAUCAAAGUCAAAAUGGAUUUUUACUCAAAAAUUUGACAUUCGGAACAAAGUAUGAAUAUAAAGAAGAGUUAUGUCGAGAAUAUAUCGGAAUUAUUACAAAUGUUAGUUUUUUUAAAAUUUGUGGAAUAAAAUAAUUUUUUUUAGAAAUCAACAAUCCAACUUCGUAUUCAAUGGCACCCUGUUCAAGCUAUAACAGAAAAAAUGGACAAAACUAGUCCGGAAGUGGAAAUUCGAUGGAAAACACCGCAAAAUGCGAUUUUCUCAACUCAUCGUCUGAAACCGUAUGAUUCAAGUUUUGGAGGACAAUUUGAUGAAGUUAAUUUGGAGAAAAAGUAAGUUUUAAACUAAAAUUUUAAAAAAUAUACUAAAUUUUUGAAGACUUCCUGCAAACCUCAAAUCUGAAGAAGAUUGUUCAUCUGAAUAUUCAGCUGAUAUUGUUUCAACAGAUCCAAGUUCUCCAAAUAUUCUAGCAACUCUUCAUUUUCCUGUUUAUCCCAUCGAUAAUUCUGAUUGUCAUUUUAAAUUAACGCGUAGAUUUUUUGAUAUUUCGGAUAGUUGUGAAAGUUUAGAAAAAUGUAAAACCAAAGUAUGGAGUAUUUAUUUCCCCGAUCCAAAGUCGCAAUUCUAGAUCUUGUUUUUUUUUCAUAUUCUCUCAUUUUCAAAAUUGCUCUUUCUUGUCUUUUAUUUUUAUUGAUUACUGUGAUUUUUCCCCAAAUUUCUCGUGCAUUUUUUACAUUUUGUGAUAAUUUUUCAUAAUUUCAGUUUUAUUUGCCUUGUCUGAAGAAUAACGGGUUCAUUUUUUGUUGACUCCGCAUAAAAGUUUUUUCUUGAAAUUAUUGAAAUCAAUUAUUCUGUGUCGAAAUGUCAUUUGAAUAUUUUCUUGGAAUUUUGAGAAUUUUUUGGUCAUAUUUUUAAAUGAAAAAAAAAAAUUUAGACCCCGCCUAUUUUUGUGUGCCGCGGAAAAUAAGAGAAAAUAAUUUUGCGUGGGAGAAAAUCGAAACUUAAAGUUUAUAAUAUUUAAUCAUAGGGGUGGCUGUUUUUGACAAAAAAAAUGUGAUUCAAAGAAAUAUUUUUUACCCAUGAGUUUUUCUUCGAACGCGUUCUUUCGUAUUUCAAACUUUAAAAAAAAAUAAAAAGCUCUCCAUUUUCCAGAUGAAUUUGUUAUUAGGAUUUGUGAAAAAAAUAGAGCGACUUUCAAAAUGUCGAAAUAUAAGUAUUGAAGAAUUAUGUGAAGAGAUCAAUUCUAUGGACCAAUCUGUUUUCAGUGAGUUUUCAUAACUUCAAAUUAAUUGUAAAAAUUGGAAGAUCUCCUUUUUCAGAAAGUUUUUUGCCAAAAUUUGAUUUUUUCAAACCGUCGGCGAUCAGAUAUGCGGAUGUUUAUAAGGAUGAAAGUGUACAUAUGAAUAUUUUCGGGUUUUUGUGAGUUUUUUUCUGAAUAAAGGAAAUGGGAGCUUGAAUUUAAAGUAAAAUUAUAUUUUUUAGAAGAUCGGGUCAAAGAAUACCUCUUCAUAAUCAUCCGAAUAUGUUUGCCUGUAUGAAAGUUUUACAAGGAAGUUUUAGGGUAAGCUAUUUUUAGACCAAAAUCUGAAAUUUAUCAAUUUUCCCUUCUAAAACUCAUUUUUUUUUCAGAUAAAUUCAUAUACAAUAAUUGAAAGAACACACAAUAAAGUACUAACAAGAUAUGAUGGAUUCAAAUGUGUAUCAAGUAAUGACUCAAAACAUACAAUAUUUUUGGAACCUAAAAAAGGUAUUUUUCUAACUUCAUCCAUCAAUACUUCUCACUUUUUGUAUAUUUUCAGGAAAUAUUCACGAAAUAAUUGCCCUCGAAGAUCGCUCUUAUUUUUUUGAUGUAUUUUUGCCUGGUUAUUCUGAUAAUAAUUGUGAAUAUUAUCAACCAAUUAUGUCUGAAUUAUCAACUUCUUCUUCACUUUCAUCCGAUUCAUUGUUGGAUUUUGAUGACUUGAUUUUGGGAAAUACAAUUGAAUUACUUGUUAUUCCACCGCCACGCGAUUUUGAGACCAAAAGUUUUAAUUUUCCAAGUUUUCUAUGAAUUUGUGAAUUAUUUUGAUAUAACAUUUAUUUUGAAUAUGAACAAAGGGGUCCCAUUAACCCAAUGAUAUUUGAAAACUUUUUUUUUUGAAUGAAAAAUAACAAAUUUUGUACAGAUGGAAGGCUGGAAUAUAAAUGAAAAACUUGCUUUGGAAUUUUUUGAAGAUCAAAAACUUCCCUCGAAUUCAAAAGAAAUUGAGAAAGUUUUGAUUGACGAAGAUUUGCGAGAAUAUGGAGAACCUGUUUUUCAAAAUUUGAUUGAUAAAACUACAACAGUUUUGAAUUUAUCAAAAUCAAUUGUUGUUCAACUUGUCAAAUAUCGAAAUGUACAAAUUCCGAAAGUUCGAGAGGAUUCAGAAAAUUAUCAUGAAAAUUCCGGAAUUUUUCGCAUUUUUUUGACCGAUGGACAUUCUACAAUUUCUGGAAUUAUUAUGGAAAAUAUCAAAGGAUUGAGGUGAGUAAUUUUUAAAGUUAUUCCCGGGAAAAAUCAAAUUUUUUAGCACUGAAACUCCGCCUGGAACAAAAAUCCGGUUGUCUGGAAAACAUCCCGAUUGA